This is a messenger RNA of Phytophthora megakarya, 2586 nucleotides long. Lineage: Eukaryota; Oomycota; Peronosporomycetes; Peronosporales; Peronosporaceae. The record is from the annotation of a GenBank genome assembly.
AUGCCUUUCGGCCUUAAGAAUGCCCCACAGAUUUAUCAGCGCCUCGUAGACAACGCGCUAUAUGGAAUUUUGAAGAUCUCGCGAUCCGGCGACGCUGGAGCCACAACGGAUGUGUUCCAGACCGGGAUCGCGGAUGAUCCUGACCGAGAGUUGGUGCUGGGUCGGAGAUCAUACAUCGACGACAUCAUGAUCGCAGCGGAAUCAUGGGAUCAAAUGUGUCGGAGAGUGGAAGAUUUGCUGGAGGCUUGCGAUAAGUGGAAUUUGUCGAUCAGUGUGGCCAAGAGUUUUUGCGGCAUGGAUAAGGUGGGAUAUCUGGGGCACCGAGUGUCGAUCGGAGGUUUGGAGGCAAGUCCUAAAGACUUGAAAUCGUUAACCGAUCUGCCGUUCCCCGGGUCUCUGCGAUCUAUGCAGUCAUUCCUGGGCAGUCUAAAUUACUACAGCCGAUUCAUCGAAGACUAUGCAAUCUAUGCCUCGGUACUCUACGAAUUACAUGAAGUGGAGUUUGCAGAACUAGAGAAACGAUCAGAUCUGAGGGAGAUCUUGGACCGGAAUGACCCGAUCCCUCGAGAUCAUGACCCAACGGAAUUGAAGCUGACGGGAUUAGUGGACGAGAGGUGGAUCAGGGCACAUAGGGCCUUCGUCGCCCCGAAAACCAAGAUCGCGACGACCCCAGUCCUCCGCCAUUUCGACGAGACGGGAACGCCGGUGGUUAUCGUGUAUGCCAGCGAUUGGGCGAUAUCCGCUUCGUUGACGCAAGAACACGACGGGACCUACCAUCCGGUCGCGUUCGCCAGUCGCACCUUGAAGACGAACGAGUUGAACUACAAUACCGAGAUCAGGAACUAUGGGUGGUCAGUUUUGACGGAUCCGCUCGAGAAGCGCGGAGGCGGUGCGUUCAGUGCGAUCGUGUGGAGUCUUCCCGGAUGGGAGGUGGUCAAGGCCAGAUCGGGCUAUCUCGAGAGCCUUACCGUGAACGAAGCCGAAUAUAACGGCCUGAUCCUGGGGCUCGACAUGCUGGAGGGUUUAGAUCGCAGACGCCUGGUGAUCUGCGGGGACUCCAACCUGGUGAUCAGGCAAGUACGGGGUGAGAUCGACUGCAAAGCACCCGGACUGACGCUACUGAAGCGGAGGGUCCUCGAUCGCUUGAGGAAAUGGAAUAAUCAUGAGUUGGUUCACGUCAAGAGGGACUGGAACGGAAGUGCCGACAGUCUAGCAAGCGCCGCUUUGCAACGACAAAGAGGGAUCGAGGUACAGGACACCCCCGGGUACCAGGAUCUGGUUACCCUGAACCGGUUAGACGAGAUCUUGAUCCCCAAGACCGAGAAUCCAGUGGUUCGGGUCGCUGCGGUGACCACCCAAGCGGGUCGAGCAAGAUCACCUGCGGGUGUCAUGGAUGAGUGUCGGAUUCGGGAAAUCCGAGUCGAUCGGAUCAAGCAAGCGCAAGAGGAAGAAGUCUGGAUCGCCGGCAUGAAGAAGUAUCUGAAUGGCUCGAUCGCGGAUCUCACUCAAGCGGAGGCAAGAUCGUAUGGCAAGAUCGCGGCGGACUACGAGUCCCCGAAACACUACAGUCGGACGUCCUGCACCAUUAUCACGCCACGUUGGAGGGAGGACAUCAAGGAGUGGGGAGAACCUACCAGCGGAUCCGAGAUCACUUCCACUGGAGGGGAUUAUACCGGAGCGUCCAGAGAUACGUGGGACGUGGGGGAAUGCGUAGAUUGCGAGCCAGGAAAAGGAAAACCGGUGAUCCGGGGUGAAUCACCUGGAAACUUGCAGGCCACGUACCCGUUCCAGAUUAUUGCGAUGGAUCACAUACCGUCGCUGCCCAGAUCCCACAAAGGAAACACAGAAUUAUUGAUCUGGGUCGAUCUGUUCACGGGGUAUGUGAUCGCGAAGGCUAGCUCAUCUAGAUCAGCCCAGACGGUUGCGGAAUCCUACGAAGACUAUUUCGGCGAUUUGGCGCUAGCAAACGGGACUGCUGAAAGAAUGGUGCAAACCGCGACUAGAGUGCUCAAGAUGUACGUCCGCGAUCUGGAUCAGAAGGAUUGGGACGAAUAUGCGGAGCGCCUCACCUUCGCGAUCAACACGGCUCAUGAUCGGAUCCGAGGAGAUACUCCCCACUAUUUGGUGCACGGGUGGGAUCCGAUAUCGACACUGGAGGCUACACUGCCGAUCAACGAAUUCAGCGUCAAGCUCGAGAUCGCAGGCACAGGGUACCAGAUCUUCCCAGUGGUACAUGUGUCGAAGUUAAAAUUGGUCAAGGACUUUCCGGAUCGACCACACGUGGAGCCCACGGUUAAAGAGGCGGAUCGCCUCGAUUUUGAUGAGAUCUUGCUUCCAGAGGACAGCUGGGUUCCAGAUCUGGGUGCUGAUGAGUAUGAAGUCGAGCGAAUUUCAGAUGUACGGAGUGGAAAGAAGUCCCGAUUUGGGCGGAUCUACCGGGAGUUUCUGGUUCACUGGACGGGGUACGAUGAGCCAAGCUGGGUCGACGAAGCCGAUCUUAAUUGCGGGGCAAUAUUGAACGCCUUCCUGCGAGAAUGGGCUAAUCGGAAUCGCUUCAAUGUGAUGCAAUCACAUGAAGAGAUGUAA